Molecule: messenger RNA, 1875 nt
Organism: Pungitius pungitius (ninespine stickleback)
Lineage: Eukaryota; Metazoa; Chordata; Actinopteri; Perciformes; Gasterosteidae
Product: serine-rich and transmembrane domain-containing protein 1
Exons: 2
Coding region: 497-838 (113 amino acids)
Cellular component (GO): intracellular membrane-bounded organelle
Source: RefSeq, a predicted model, not a curated record
GAGAGAGAGAAAGAGAGAGGGGGAGGGAGAGAGAGAGAGAGAGAGGGGAGAUGUGAUUAGAGCGAGCAACACUCCCUCUCUUCCCUUCCCUCUCCCUUUCCUCUUCACUAAUUGCCAAGUAUAAAAAACAUUAUUCAUUAGUUACAGCCUCUCAUUUACAGACCGUGUGCGCGUGUGUUCCCUUUUGAAGGCAAACCCAUUCAUAGAGAAGAGCCCUACGGUGUCUCUGUGGCUCCUAUGUGUAUCACUCAGUGAUCAAUAGAGAGAGAGAGAGAGAGAGAGAGAGAGAGAGAGAGAGAGAGAGAGAGAGAGAGGGAGAGAAGGAGGAGAGUGGACGGACUUGUAGGGAAGAUCCCAGGGGCAACAGAUCUGGUUUGCUGGGCUGGAAACGCCAACCACUACAGGAUGGAUUCCUGCACGACGUGACCGCCUCCGAGAAACACCGGGCUUUUCUUUCCCUUUUUUCUUUUAAAAGUGGUGCAGGACAUCAGCCAGGAUGUCAGGGAUGGACGUCUCGUCGGUGGACCACAAUGACACUGGAAUCUCCCCCGUGGAUGACGGGGCCUUCCUCCGCUUCUCCCCAACUUCCGCUUCCACUUCCGCGGCCGCAUCGUCACCAGGACGUCAGGGCAGCCUGUAUGUUUACGUGUGGCUCUUCCUCGGCCUGCUGGUAUUCCUGCUGACGCUGCUCAUCAUCUCCCUCCACAGGCUGAAGAACAUAAUCUCCUCCUCUUCCUCUGUCCCCGACUGCAGCAGCGAGGGAGGCAGCUCCUUCACCAACAUGGAGAUCUGUAGCAUCUCGUCGCGUAGGUCCACCAUCUCCUCGCUGUCCACCUGAGGGAGACACAUGGGCACACUGUGUUAUGCCCACGUGCAUGCUGGGCUGAUGCUAUGAGCAGGCCAGCAUGCACAGACGCACAAAUAACACAGAGCUCCCCCCCCCCCGCCGCCCCAUCCCCCCUCGCUGUGACAUAUCGACACAAGAAACACACAGAAGGACAUUACACUUAACGCAUGUGUCUCCCGAUCACGAUGGUCCAGCAGGUCGGGUGUGUCCAUGAGCAAAGUGACAGAGCCCCCCCAUGCCUUAUCUCACCCAGGAAGAACACGCAACCCGAGAAACCGACAAAAAAAAGCUUCAUGAGGAACUAUUAUCUUUCCUCUUCAUUUUUGUCAUUUAUACUUGUCAUAGCUACAGUAGGGUGAUAAUAUCGCUUCCAGGUUUGUACAGCAUGGCUCAUGAUGUCUGUAGAUUGUAACGUUAAGAAUUGAUCAUUUAAUUAAUAUUAAAGACCAUUUCUUUGUGCAGGAAGGUAUGAUUGUGUUUCAGUUGUUUAGUAAGGCUUUGGGAUGCUUUAACUCUAUUAUCUGUAUCUUUUACCAUUAUAAAGAGUGACACACAAAGCUGAACACGUACAAGAUUGUUCCAAAAGUCUCCUGGGGAUGUGAACGUGUAGAUGCGUAGACUUCAAGGACCAGGAUUUACGUGCCAUAAUCGCAUACAAUUCUGGGCCCGUCAGCUUAUAUGGUGUCUUAAAAUGUUUGUAUUCAAAAUUGAAGCUACAGUAUCUCCCCUGUUUUGUUUUAAUCCUGGGAGAUGUAGUUUCACUCACACCCAAGGAGCCUGCCAGGUUCGGCUGUUGUUGGAUCAGAGACUGGGUCAAGAUCUCCAGAUAAUGUAGAAAAAGAUUAAAAGUUUGAAAUAGUCACUCACUGUCCAAUUUAAGGUUUACCAGGAAGUGAAAACGUUGUAUUAGUCGUGAUGAUAAAGAAUAUCUGCAGAUUGAGUUGUUUAUUGUAGCAUAUUAUGUAUACACAGCUUAUAUUUCUAGUCCUGCAAACAUAAGAGUGAGAAUACAAAAAAGAUGAAAACAC